This is a messenger RNA of Chelonus insularis, 1877 nucleotides long. It is a transcript of the gene mrn, whose product is annotated as general transcription factor IIH subunit 4 marionette. Gene Ontology annotation, molecular function: ATPase activator activity; double-stranded DNA binding. The transcript has 6 exons. NCBI's taxonomy places the organism in Eukaryota, Metazoa, Arthropoda, Insecta, Hymenoptera, Braconidae. The coding region runs from base 411 to 1802 and encodes 463 amino acids. Gene Ontology annotation, biological process: nucleotide-excision repair. The record is from RefSeq and is a predicted model, not a curated record. Gene Ontology annotation, cellular component: transcription factor TFIIH holo complex; transcription factor TFIIH core complex.
ACUAAAAAUUUUAUUAUGUUAAUAAUAGUUGUAGAAAAUAACUUUUUAAUUUACAUUGUCACUCAAUUUAAAACUCAAUAAAUAAAUAAAUAACACGCUGGAAUAUACAACUAACGCUCAUGGAAUAAACUGUACCACAAAUUUUUCUGGAGAUUGAUUGGCCAAAUUUUCACACCGGUAUACGAGGUUUAUUUCUAACCUCACAAUUCUGAGAUUUGUUUACAUAUUCAGAAAAUGUGAAUAAAUUUUCAUUCAUAUAAAAUAAUAAAACAAUUAUUUAGGUGUAUUAUAAUUAAAUGUUUUUAUAAAAUAAAUAAUAUAAGAUGUAUAUUAAUGUAGUUGAAUAAUUUAAAUGAAUUAUUUAAAAUUUAAAUAAAACCGUAAAAGUAAAAUUUUCUUGUCAUUUAAGAAUGACUUCACAAAGUGGUCAAAACCUUUUGCGUUCAACAGGACUUCAAUGCAAAGAUUUACAUGAAUAUUUAAAAUCUCGGCCACCUGAAGUAUUAAAUAAACUUUAUCAAAAUCCACCGAUAUGUUUGGCAGUUUUUCGAGAGCUCCCAGAAAUUGCUCGGCAUUAUGUGAUGAGAUUAUUAUUUGUGGAGCAACCAGUGCCACAAGCUGUGAUUGCUUCUUGGUGUUCGCAAAUUCAUGCUGAAGAGCAUCAAAAAGUUGUACAUGUUCUCAACGAAUUAAACGUUUGGAAGGAAGCAUCAAUUCCUGGAGGUUUACCUGGAUGGAUAUUAAAUUCAAUAUUCAAGAAAAACUUAAAAAUUGUUCUGUUAGGUGGAGGGAAACCAUGGACUAUGUCAAAUCAGUUGGAAAUAGAUUCUAAGCCAAGAGAUGUAGCUUUUUUGGAUUCUUAUGCUUUAGAAAGAUGGGAAUGUGUGCUCCAUUAUAUGGUGGGAUCUCAGCAGCAGGAAGGAAUUUCUGCAGAUGCUGUGAGAAUUUUACUUCAUGCUGGAUUAAUGAAGAGAGAUGAUGAUGGCAGUCCAGUUAUUACUCAAGCAGGAUUUCAAUUUCUUCUUUUGGAUACAGCAUCUCAGGUCUGGUAUUUUAUACUCCAAUAUUUGGAUACAAUAGAAACUAGAGGAUUAGAUUUGGUGGAAUGCUUAACAUUUUUAUUUCAACUAAAUUUUUCAAUCCUCGGUAAAGAUUACAGUACUGAAGGCAUGUCUGAAGGAUUAUUAACAUUUUUACAACAUUUAAGAGAAUUUGGACUUGUUUAUCAACGUAAGAGAAAAGCUGGAAGAUUCUAUCCAACUCGUUUAGCAUUAAAUAUUGCAACUGGCCAAAAUAAACCGUUAGUAAGAGAUAUUGAUAAAGAAGGAUACGUUAUUGUAGAAACAAAUUAUAGAGUUUAUGCCUACACUAAUUCAAGUUUGCAAAUUGCUUUGCUAGGGUUGUUUUGUGAAAUGUUAUAUAGAUUUCCAAAUUUAGUUGUAGCGAUAUUGACAAGAGAUUCAGUACGUCAAGCAUUGAAAAGCGGAAUAACGGCAACUCAAAUAAUAGGUUUCUUGCAACAACAUGCACAUAAAAAAAUGAUUGAAGCGGGUCCGCCAACGCUACCACCGACGAUUGUUGAUCAAAUUAAAUUGUGGGAGAAUGAAAGAAAUAGGUUCAUGUUUAGCGAAGGUGUUUUAUACAGUCAAUUUUUAUCACAAACGGAUUUCGAAGUAUUACGAGAUCAUGCAGUAUCGAUAGGAGUACUUGUGUGGCAGAAUGAAAGAAAACGUACAAUGGUAGUUACAAAAGCUGGCCAUGAUGACGUCAAGAGAUUUUGGAAACGUUACUCUAAGGGUUGAAAUUAAUUUUUUAUAAUUUUCCUAUCUGAGUGUAAAUAUAGGUAUAAUUUUUUCAAUAAAAUUUUUGUAUGACAA